This is a messenger RNA of Loxodonta africana (African savanna elephant), 6445 nucleotides long. RefSeq names its product solute carrier family 26 member 8 (gene SLC26A8). Gene Ontology annotation, molecular function: sulfate transmembrane transporter activity; bicarbonate transmembrane transporter activity; chloride transmembrane transporter activity. Gene Ontology annotation, biological process: transmembrane transport. The record is from RefSeq and is a predicted model, not a curated record. Gene Ontology annotation, cellular component: plasma membrane. The coding region runs from base 969 to 3980 and encodes 1003 amino acids. The transcript has 21 exons. Lineage: Eukaryota; Metazoa; Chordata; Mammalia; Proboscidea; Elephantidae.
CAGACCAGGCCGUCUCUGGGCUGCGUCGCCGGACUCCAGCUGCAGCGCCCACGGAGACUCCAGCGGUCGCGGAUCCAGAGCCAGUGAGCAGGAGCCUCCCUCUGUACUCUCGCGAGAACAGGUCCCGGGACUCUCCGCGAGCCGAGAGUCACCCAAUAUGGAACCUGCUCGCGGGAGGGGUUUCGUGAUGUGAGAGUACGGGAGGAGGAGCAGCUCUCGCGACAAGACAGCAACAGCUGGAGGCCAGAAGCAGGAACUUCCAAGGACUGAUGCCCUUAAGGGCGCGUAGGCAGACUCGCCAAGGAAGAGACUAGCGGGCAACACAUGCCUCGUGCGCCCCACCGUGGUGGGCUGGGGCAACGCCUGGCUCUGGUGCUAGAAAGCGACGAUGACAAAUGGGGCAUCGGGAAAAGGGCCCAAGAUCUUUGAACUCAGUAUAGGCACCGGCAGCCAAACACCUGCUCAGGGAAAUUCUCAAUUUCCAAGAAAUAACUUGCAUAUAAAAAGAAAAAGGUUCCAGCCAGAAAGCCGCUGCCUUCGCAUCUGCUCAGGGACAUACGGCUUCUUCUUAGGGAUUCUGACGAAGUCUGUCACAAAAGCAAAUAUUAGCCCUAAAGUGAGAUUUUUUCCAGCGAAGCUCUCCUAGUAAUUCUCAAACUUUUAUGUACAGAAGAAUCAACCUGGGAGUUUGUUUUAAAACACAGCUUCCCAGGGCGCGCUGCAGUCUAAUUAGAUAAGUCCGAGAUGGGCACUGCAUUUUUAGCAUAGAUGCCAGGCGGUGCUGAUUUAGGGAAAUCUUGGCUAUCUCCCUUCGAGAAGUUUCCUUACGUCUCUCUUCUGACCUAACCGGUAACCGGAAGACUUGUGAAUUGAUGCGCAGUGCAGAUCACGAGCCCUGGCACCAAGUAGGCCUGCAAUCAAAAGUGUAAAACCUCGAAGCCAGUGGGGGCCUGGAUGGCACAGAAAUAAUGCAACCAGAGAGGAGUACCCAGACUUUUAAUUCUAAAUAUCGGCAAAAUUCUUUCACAUACGAUGUUAAGCGAGAGGUGUACAAUGAGGAGAACUUUCAACAGGAACACAGAAAGAAGGCUGCUUCCUCAGGGAACUUGGACAUCAACAUCACCACCUUCAGACAUCAUGUCCAGUGCCGGUACCACAAAAGAGUGGUUAAGAGCAAGACUACUAACCAGCCAUACUACUUGGGCUUGAAUUCCAAUUCCACAGCUUCCCAGCUGUGUGACCUUGGCUGCUCAUGGCACAAAUUCAUAAGAUGCAUGCUUACCAUCUUUCCCUUCCUAGAGUGGGUAUGUUUGUAUCGAUUCAAGGAUUGGCUUCUUGGAGACUUAAUUGCUGGUAUAAGUGUUGGCCUUGUGCAAGUUCCCCAAGGCCUGAUGUUUAGUUUGCUGGCAAGGCAACUGAUUCCUCCUCUCAAUAUCUCUUAUGCAGCUUUCUGUUCUUCAGUAAUUUAUGUAAUUUUUGGAUCAUGUCAUCAAAUGUCUAUUGGUUCCUUCUUCCUUGUGAGUGCUCUGAUGAUCAAUGUCCUGAAAUUGAACCCAUUCAACAGUGGCCACCUGGUAUUGGGAACUUUCCUCAAGGAUGACUUUUCUCAGCCCUCCUUCCUUACGGCUUAUAAUAGAUCUUUGAGUGUGGUGGCAUCCACAACUUUUCUGGCUGGGAUUAUUCAGCUAUCAAUGGGCGUGUUAGGUUUUGGUUUCAUUGCUACUUACCUUCCGGAGUCUGUCAUCAAUGCUUACCUGGCUGCCACGGCACUACACAUCAUGCUGUCCCAGCUGACUUGCAUCCUCGGGAUUGUGAUUAGUUUCCACGCUGGUCCAGUCGCCUUCUUUUAUAACAUAAUUAACUACUGUCUAUCUCUACCAAAAGCUAAUUCCACCAGCAUCCUACUAUUUCUAACUGCUGUAGUCGCUCUGAGAAUCAACAAAUGUAUCAAAAUUUCUUUUAAUCGGUAUCCCAUCGAGUUUCCCAUGGAAUUCCUACUGAUUGUUGGCUUUACUCUAAUUGCAAACAAGCUAAGCAUGGCUACAGAAACCAGCAAGACCCUCGUUGAAAUGAUUCCUUAUAGCUUCCUGUUUCCUGUAAUACCAGAUAUGGACAUUCUUUCCAAGGUUAUUUUACAAGCCAUCUCUUUAGCUUUAGUGAGCUCCUCUCUACUCGUAUUUCUAGGCAAGAAGAUUGCCGCUGUCCAUAACUACCGUGUCAAUUCAAACCAGGAUUUAAUAGCCAUUGGCCUUUGCAAUGUCAUCAGUUCAUUUUUCAGAUGUUGUGUGUUUACUGCUGCUAUUGCCAGGACUGUUAUCCAGGAUAAAUCUGGAGGAAGACAACAGUUUGCAUCUCUGGUAGGCGCAGGUGUGAUGCUGCUGCUGAUGGUGAAGGUGGGACACUUUUUCUACCAACUGCCAAAUGCUGUGCUGGCUGGUGUUAUUCUGAGCAAUGUCACUCCCUACCUUGGAACCAUCUCCAACCUACCUCAUCUGUGGAGGCAGGACCAGUAUGACUGUGUUAUAUGGUUAGUGACGUUCUCAUCUGCAAUUUUUCUGGGACUGGACUUCGGACUACUUCUUUCAGUAGCUUUUGCCUUCUUCAUCAUCGCAGUUAGGUCACACAGAGCUAAGAUUUACCUCCUGGGCCAGAUCCCGAACACGAACAUUUACAGGAGCAUCAGUGACUAUCGGGAGAUUACGAACAUCCCUGGGGUGAAAAUCUUCCAGUGCUGCAACUCCAUUACGUUUGUGAAUGUUUACCAACUGAAACGCAGGCUGUUAAAUGAAAUUGAUAUGAUAAGGGUGCGUCUCAAAGAAGAAGAAGUUUUUGGCCUGUUCACUCGCUGCGCUCAUAGUGGUCAUACCAGCCGAGAGGCUGAAAGGGGUUGUAGGUGUUACUGCAACUGUGAUGAACCGGAGCCACCACCCAGGAUUGCCUACACAGAACGAUUUGAACGUAAAUUGGGUCACUCCUCCUCCACCAUUCACUUAGUCAGCUGCGCACGCUUCGAGAGCGUGACCACGAACCAAUCUACAUCUGAUGAGCAAGUGCCAUACACAGUAUCUUCCACGUCUCAGCGGAAUCAAGGUCGAAACUUGGAGGAGGAGGAGAAAGUCUGGGUUCCUAAUAACCCCCUGAGAAACAGCUCACCACCACUGCCUGAUACUACUGAAAGUCAGGGGAGGAGUAGGUCACUCCUCCCUUACUCAGAUGUUUCUCUUCUGCCCACCACCCACACCAUCAUCCUGGAUUUCUCCAUGGUCCAUUUUGUGGAUUCACAGGCUUCAGUCAUAUUAAGACAGAUGUGCAAUGCUUUCCAAAAUGCCAACAUUUUGGUGCUCAUUGCAGGGUGUCACUCUUCUGUGAUCAGGGCAUUGGAGAGGAAUGAUUUCUUUGACACUGGUAUCACCAAGGCCCAGCUGUUCCUCACCCUCCAUGAUGCUGUGCUGUUUGCCUUAUCAAGGAAGAUACCAGAUUCCUCUGAGUUAAGCGUGGAUGAAUCUGAGACCGUGAUACAGGAAACCUUCUCAGAAAAGAAUGAAGAACCAGGGUAUCAUAUGAACAAUAGUAAUAUAGAAAUUCCGAAAAAUACAAAUCCAGGCUUCAGGGCUUUAAUCCGGGAGCCAGAAGUAGUCGAAGAGUCAGAGUUAGAGCCCACGCUUGAGUCGGAACAAGAGAAUGAGCUGGAUUUGGACCUAGACCUGGAUCUGGAGCUGGAGCCUGAGUCUGAACUGGAGCCAGAGCCUGAGAUAGAUCUAGAGCCAGAGCUGGAGACCGAGUCAGAGACCGAGCCAGUGCCCAAAUCCAGGCCAAGGGUUCAGACUCAUUCUCCACAGUACCGCCGGUCGCCGUAUCCCAGUUCCCAGCCUCAGACUCAGCCUUGGACACGGUCAGUGGAGAGGAGGCAUCAACAUAUGGAUUUACACUCAUCCAAGGGCAAUGAUACCAAGGAUCCCUGGGAGGAAGACUGGAUAUAAGGGGAUGGAUUCCCUUGGCAAAUCAUCCCACCCAAACGGGGGGUUGCUUGGUCAGGAGACCUGGGUUUGAUACAAAUUGACAGUACUUGCCUUGUGACUCCUCCAUCUGCUUGCUUCCUUCCACGCUCAGCACCGGGAUCACACUUUCAGAUCACAAUACUAAAUGCCAAGAAUUGUCUCUGAAUUCCCGAUCCAGGCUCACUUCGUUUCACCUUCAAUGGAUUCUUGUGAAGGUUUUCCUUCUUCACACACCCUACAUCUCUGGGGUUUUUGCAAGACCAUCUCUAACUUAUUCCUCUUAUCUCUUUCCCUCUUUCUCCAAAGAGAUAAGACUCAAAUAAAAUACAUAACUCUAGUUACAUUUGGGAAGACUUUGAAUCUUUCCUAUACCUUCUGCCUUCUCUUCCUUCUGUAUCAUCAAGGCUAUGUCAGGUGAGAGGGAUUCCAGAAAUGGGCAAAUAUGGUGAAGUGAUGAAUAAGACAAAGAAAAAGAUCAACACAAAAAAAAAUUAGUUGAGUUUCUAAACACCAGCAACAAUCUGAGAAGGAAAGAAAGCAAUCCCAAUUAUAAUAGCUUCUAAAAGAAUACAAUUUCUAGGAAUAAAUUCAACCAGAGAGGACAUGAAAGGGAGUUGAAAGACAUGUACACUAAAAACUACAAAAUAUUGCUGAAAGAAAUUAAAGAAGAUCAAGAUAAAUUGAAAGAGAUCCCAUGUUUAUAAAUUGGAAGGCUUAAUAUUGUUCAGGUGUUAAUAAUACCCAAAAUGAUAUACAGAUUUGAUGCAAACAUUAUCAAAAUUUCAGCAGCCUUCUUCACAGAAAUAAAGUUGAUCCUCAAAUUCAUAUGGAAUUUCAGGGGGCCCCAAAUAGACAAAAUCAUUUUGAAGAAAGAACCAAAUAGGAGGACUCACACUUCCAAAUUUCAAAACAUACUACCAAGCUACAAUAACCAAAACAGUGUGGUACUGGUGUAAGGAUAGACAUACAGGCCAGUGGAAUAGAAUGAGAAUCCAGAAAUAAACCCGUGCAUCUACAGGCAAUUGAUUUGGCCAAAGAGUGCCAAGUCCAUUCGAUAGGGAAAGAAUAGCCUCUUCAACAAAUAAAAAGAUGCUCAACAUCAUUAGUCGUUAGGUAAAUGCAAGUCAAAACCACAGUAAGAUAGCACAUCACACCCACUAGGAUGCCUAUUAUCAAAAAAUCAGAAAAUAACAAGUGAUAGGAUGUGAAGAAAUAGAAACCUGUUGACCCUGAUUGCUAUGCCAAACUGUUCAGCCAGGGUCCAGGGUCACCAAUAAAAGCAUGACUUACCCACAGGCAUUGGAUGGAACAAUGCUUUACUCACAUAAAAAGACCAAGAUCAGCUUCAAUAGCAGGCAUUGAUCCCCCUUGUCCAGUGGGUCACUCCUUGAAGUUGAUACAGGGCUCGUGGGCUGCACAUUCCCCUCUAAUGCUUAGUUGAAGGACUCCAUUCCCCCACCCCCCUGCUGGAAACAGAUACAAAAAUGGAGGUGACCAGGUGCCAUAUGACACAUAUGCAUGAGCAGAGCAGAGAGAAAAAGUUUACUAUGCACCUAAAACAGGAAGGGAGCCUCCCCAAUAAAAAAACUGGGAGACAGAGAGAGGCUCAGUUUUCAGCCUCCAUAUCAGGGAAUGCUCUGGGUCCGAGGCUUCUGAUUAGGCAGCCUGGGUAAGAGGCACAGGGACUGUGGCAGACUAUCCUCCAAACAGUCCACCCUCCUACUGUCACCAGGACAUCGGAAAAAAUGAAGUAAUGUAGUCACAAGUCCUGAUAUGCCCAUUGUCCGUUGUCAUGCUCUCCUCCAAGCUAAGACAGAAUUUCCUCCAAGUAUGAGUCAGGGACCUAGGAGGAAAUUGAAUUCAACUCAGAUGGUUUGAAUGAGCAGUUCAGUAAAGGAAAAAAUUAGUGUAAUGGGCAGGAUUAAGGGAGCAAAGGAUGCUGAGGCACCAGGGACUAGCUAUGGUGAAAAGCUAUUGCCAUCCAUAGGGACAAAGAAAGGAAAAAGUCACCUCAGCCCAGUGACAGAACUAUGGCAAGAGCAGUGGGCCUGGGGGACAUACCUACUACCCGAGAGGACACCUCUGAAGCAGAGAGGCAGAAGGUACACAAACUUCUUCCCAUCAGCCCUUUGAUCCCCUAUCCAGAGUCUUCUAGUGGUCAAACCCACCUGACUGAAUGUGAGCUGUCAAUGGAGACUGGGCAGUGCAGUCUAUAGGGGUCUACUGUUCUGGAGCAUAAAGAAUGGAUCUGCAGUAAGGAGGCCAGAGAACAGCCAGCUCACUCAGGAAACAAUGGAGGGGGGGAAUCACAGAAUACAAAGGGAAUAGCUGCAUAACACACGUAAGAGACUGGACAAAGUAUAGAAUCAACUUCAGUUUCCAGCCUGGCAUGUAAAAAGCUUAGAAGUUUUCACAGCUGUCCUCACAACAAGAGAGAAAAAGCCAAA